Protopterus annectens (West African lungfish) is the source of this 1756-nucleotide messenger RNA. RefSeq names its product transmembrane protein 82 (gene TMEM82). The transcript is spliced from 5 exons. The coding region runs from base 1 to 921 and encodes 306 amino acids. The record is from RefSeq and is a predicted model, not a curated record. NCBI's taxonomy places the organism in Eukaryota, Metazoa, Chordata, Ceratodontiformes, Protopteridae.
AUGGAAGAAGCAAACAGCAGUGUAACCCUUUUUGUCCUUGAUCCAGAGAAAGUGAUUGAGAAGGACAGAGUUCGUCCGCAGAGGUAUUUCUUGGAGCCACUGAACUUCUUCAUAUUAACAACAAUAUUUACUAUUGUGGGGUCAAGAGCUGCCUCACUGGUGGUGCUUGAGUUCUCAUUGAGGGCGAUUUCCAUGCUGCUGUCCCAAAAUAAGGGUGGACAGAACAGUCAGCUUUUUCUCCUGUGUCAGUUUUCUGUUGGAUGUGGGAUAACAUCCAGCUUAAGCUAUCUGCAUGAAGGGGCACCCCAUAGCACUAUGAACCUAAUUCUGUGUACUGGUUUGGCAGGCCUCAUCAUGUGGUACGUCUGGAGGCUGGUGUGGCAUAUCUGCUCCAUGUACGAGUUGCACAGUAAGCAGCGGUACUGUGGUAUCUGUAUAUUCCUCCUUACCAACUGGCACAAGAUUCCCAAGUUGCUUUGCAAUGCUCUGAAAGUGACUUUUAUGGUGGCAGAUAUAGCUGCAAUUUCUCUGAUAAAUCGGGACUUUCUCAGCACUUCAGAAGCCAUUAGAUUUUGGACACCUCUUACCAUAUGCUAUACACUGCUGGUGAUUUACAUGCAAGAAGAGCAACGACUGAACCCCAGUGAACAGAUGACCUACCAGACAGUCGUUGUUAGGAUGGGAGGUCUCUUCAUUCUUACCCUGACAGUUGGCAAAUGGGCAGAUGUCUUCCAUGUCUGUGUGUCAUUUCUUGGAGAGAUGUGGUGCCUUGUGAAAUGCAGUGCCAUGUUGGAACUUUGCAGAGAGCAGGAUAGUUAUUCACAAGAGACUAGAUCAGUUAAAUCUUUUCAUGGAAAAAACUCCGAUUUAGAAGUCGUUCGAUCAGCUCUUCGGAUGAGUGGUGCACAGUACAGUCACUGACAGCUCUUCGGAUAAGUGGUGCACAGUACAGUCACUGACAGCCAUCCUGUGCCUUUGAUGAAGCCACACUAAGACGGUGCUUACAAAUUAUGGUGGAGAUUGAGGUUACACCUGCAGUAUUGUUGCAUGUACUUAAGGAAUAGCAGAGCCUUUCUGUAGUAUACAUUUGUGUUUUAUGGCAGUUAUCACAAACAUUCUCAUAGUGCGAGACACAACAUGUUGGAUUAUAUAUGCUUCCUGAAAAUUAUCCUGUUCUGUGGAGAGUAUUGGACAUUCUUACUGGCACUGCUUGAAUAUACAGAUGGGUUUACAUUUUAUUUUAUUGCUUUCAUUUUUAAAGACAGUGUAACUGUGAACUUGCGGGCAUCAGGUAUUUGUGUAUACUACAGCUAGUAAGUGCAUGUGUGUGUAAUACAAUAUCUGUAUCUGUGUGUCUAGAUAUAUAGAAAAGAGUAGAUGUAAAAAUAUGCUAUUAUGCUUGCUUUAUUAUAUUGAAAAUGUCUGUUUCAUUAUAGGAUAAAACUGGUAUUAGAGAAUGAAUGAAUGAAAUUUUCCAUGUAAUGUAAUUUUUUUUAUUGAGUGUGGCACAUUAAUUGCAGUGUAAAUUCAUCUCUGCUGCAUUCAUACUUUUCAGGUACAGUGUAGUUAACACAAUAACUGAUUUUAAUACAUUGUAUUUAAAUGCAAUCUAUUCCCUCCAUAUUAUUUUUUAGACUCAAACUUUCUCCUAUGGCAAGGUUAAACUUUUGUAUUUAAAGGACAGCUCAUAGGUAGGUACUAGGCUAUCAGACCUGAGGCCUAUAUAAGCCUAGCCAAAAAGGUUGUAAAAAACAAA